GAUCACGGCUAGUCACAGUUCGAUUGAUCAUCCGGUGCUGUGAACAACAUCUUCUCCAACCCCGACGCAAAGAUGGCAUUCAAGUUUGUGGCUUUCGCUGCUCUGAUCGCCGUGGCCCGCGCUGGCCUCAUUGCAUCGCCCGCCGUCAGCUAUGCUGCCGCACCGGCCGUAGUUGCUGCUGCCCCGGUCGCCAAGGUCGCUUAUGCCGCUGCUCCGGCAGUGGUUGCUGCCCCGGUCGCCAAGGUUGCGUACGCCGCCCAGCCAGAAGAGUACGAUGCCAACCCGCACUACUCAUUCUCGUACGGCAUCUCGGACGCCCUGACCGGAGACUCCAAGUCCCAGCAGGAGUCGCGCAGCGGAGAUGUUGUCCAGGGAUCGUACUCCGUCGUUGACCCCGAUGGCACCAAGCGUACCGUCGAGUAUACGGCCGACCCGCACAACGGAUUCAACGCUGUCGUCCACCGUGAGCCGCUGGCCGCCAAGACCAUCGUCGCUGCUGCCCCAGUCGCCACCAAGGUCAUUGCUCAGCCCGCCGUCGCUUAUGCUGCCCCGGUAGCCAAGACCAUCUCGUACGCCGCUCCGGUCGCCACCAAGACCGUGGUUGCCAGCCCGGCCAUCUCGUACGCCGCUCCGGUCGCUAAGCUGGCCACACCGGUCGCUUACACCGCCGCCCUCCAUCACUAGAGUGCGCGCACAUCCACCCACGACUGUUCAGCAGAAUCCGGCACCGUUUGUACAUAUCUUCAAAACCCCACGUUACAAGACUCACGCCUGAAUCGUUUAAUUUAUUAAACGUAUUGUUUUGAAUAUUAAUAACAAUCAAUUGAAUCCGUCAAAACUA
Molecule: messenger RNA, 841 nt
Organism: Anopheles merus
Lineage: Eukaryota; Metazoa; Arthropoda; Insecta; Diptera; Culicidae
Product: cuticle protein-like
Exons: 2
Coding region: 73-684 (203 amino acids)
Cellular component (GO): extracellular matrix
Source: RefSeq, a predicted model, not a curated record